AUGGCUACUGUAACUUCUCAAGCGCAGCCGACUCACUCGCACACCAGUGUCGCUUCUGAUCAUAUCGACAAGGAACCCAGACUCACGCACGCUCAAACCAAUAUCACCAUUAGUCCAGAACUGUUCGAAAAGCUGUACUUGGCGCCCAAGGUACCUCAUGCCAAUGAACGCGUCACCCAGUACGCGAAUGCUGUUCCUUUAGGUUUCCUAGGUUUCGUAAUCUCCACCUUCUCCUUCGCCAUGGUUCUCAUGGGCUGGGGCGGUGCAAGUGGUCUGCAGUCCAUCGCUGGCAUCUUCUUCUUCACUGGCCCUGUUCUGCUCACACUAUCUUGCAUCUUUCUCUGGAUUCAAGCCCAAUUCUUUCCCAUGAUGGUCACUGGAUUGUUCUCGGUUUUCUGGCUAUCAUUUGGACUACUGCAACUCCCUUCGGCUGGCAUCGCUGCUUCUUACUCAGCUACCGGAAACGCAGCAGAGGGUGCAGCGAGCAAAGAGUUGAAUGCUGGCCUUGCGCUUUUUUGUAUUGUCUGGGGCUUUGCUAUGGCGACUUUCGGAAUCUUCACGAUUAGGAUGAAUCUGGUCUUUGUAGGAAUCUUUUGGUUGGCAGCGACAGCCACCUGGGUACUGAGUGCAGCAUACUGGGAGGUCAGCAAAGCAAACUUUGGUAAGGCAAUGAAGUUGCAGAAGGCUGGUGGCGCUCUAAACUUCGUAGUGGCGGUAUUGGGGUGGUAUAUGCUCAUCGUAAUCAUGAUGGCUGAAAUGCGCUGGACCGUCAAUCUACCAGUGGGAGAUCUCACGCAUUACUGGCACAAAACCGAUAUCGAGAUUGCUGCAAUGGAAAAUGAGAAGAAAGACUAG
This is a messenger RNA of Bipolaris victoriae FI3, 855 nucleotides long. RefSeq lists its product as hypothetical. NCBI's taxonomy places the organism in Eukaryota, Fungi, Ascomycota, Dothideomycetes, Pleosporales, Pleosporaceae. Gene Ontology annotation, cellular component: plasma membrane. The coding region runs from base 1 to 855 and encodes 284 amino acids. The record is from RefSeq and is a predicted model, not a curated record. Gene Ontology annotation, molecular function: acetate transmembrane transporter activity. The transcript has 4 exons.